Molecule: messenger RNA, 3456 nt
Organism: Nakaseomyces glabratus
Lineage: Eukaryota; Fungi; Ascomycota; Saccharomycetes; Saccharomycetales; Saccharomycetaceae
Gene: RAD5
Product: DNA helicase RAD5
Biological process (GO): DNA repair
Cellular component (GO): nucleus
Molecular function (GO): nucleic acid binding; hydrolase activity, acting on acid anhydrides, in phosphorus-containing anhydrides; zinc ion binding
Source: RefSeq, a predicted model, not a curated record
AUGGAUCAGAAUGCAAACCAGAAGAAACGAUUCUUUAAAGAUGAACUCGAGUCGUCUAUCGAAACCACUUUGACUGAUAAAUCAUCUUUUCUAUUUGAACCGCAGGUAGAUGCGAUUCAGGAAGAAAAUGCAAAUGAUCCAGAAGAGCAAAUUGCACAAGGUACACAGGAAUCACCCUUUAUAGAGCAGCUAAGAGCAGUGUUGCCCACUAUCCGGUUAGAAGUGGCCUUAGCACUUGAAGAAAAAUAUAGGGAUAUUGACGACGGGUUGGAUCUGGCUAUCUCAGAGUAUUUUGACCAAUAUCAAACCGGAAAUGACGAUGCACCACCAUCGUCUUUGGAACUGCAACAUUCCCAAGAAGUGUUGACGGUGCCUGAUAAUGAAGAGAAGGAUACAGAUCUUCAACUAGUAAGUGUGAAGAGGAAACGUGAGGACGAUUUCAUGCAGUCUAGUCAAUCAAAAAAGCCCCAAAGGGCAAACAGUAGUUGGAAAAAGUUUGUUGGAUCACUACAAGUUACAGUGAUGGUUACGAGACCUACAAUGAGACCUGUCCCAUACGGGACACCACUUAUCUUUAAAAGAUCCAAUAAUAAUGUGCCUUUAAAGAAAAUUUACGAACAAUUGAACAAGAAAAAGACAGGUCUUGCUGCAUUUGUUAAGAUUUAUAGUGCCAAUGAUGAAAGGGAAAUUGGUAGAGUUCCCGAAGAUAUAGCUCGAAUUGUUUUUCCUCUUCUUCAUCGAAACGAAGUCCAUUUUAAACUAACAAUGAUCUAUCCUGGUGAUAAGAGACUAAGCAUAGGUGAUAAUAUAAUUAUCCAAAUGGACUCAUUUCUAACCUCCACACUGUUUAAUCGCAAAGAAAAUCCUACGUUUUCGACUCAAAAUGGAAAUGGGCGUGAAAGAUUUGGAGCAAUAGUGGAAACUGAACAGGAACUGGAAGAAAGAAAUAUAAGAAUGGGUUUAAUCAUGUUAUUCGAUAAGAUAAAAUUAAGGCCAGUUAAAGAUGAGGCCAAAUUUUUAGAAAAGUUGAAACAAGAUGGCGAUGACAACGAAAUAGUUGAUCUGGAAGACGAUGAGAGUUUUGGGAAUUUCUUAUCACAAGAACCUUUAAACGAUGAGUUACCAACUCAGCAUCAAGAAGAUACGAUGAAUAUCAAUCAAUUGACCUCCUUUUAUAAAGCAACGCAAUCUUCUAAACAACUAAAUAGCUUAAUACCGACAACGCCUCCACCAGAGCUAGUUAAAGUGGAACUUCGCAAGUAUCAAAAGCAAGGUUUAACUUGGAUGUUGAGAAGAGAGGGUAUUUCCAUAGGCCAUGAUAAUGAAGAUAAAUCCGAAGAUGAUACUACACUUCUUAACCCCUUGUGGCGACAAUUUCAGUGGCCCAGGAAUAUGUCAUGGCAUAAUCAAUCUACAGGGAGUGAAAAUGACAAUUCAAAUCCUAAGCUGAUUUUCUUUUAUGGGAAUCUUCAUACUGGUGAAUUUUCUCUUGAGAGGCCAACGAUGAAUUCUUUCAAGAAUGGUGGUAUAUUGUCCGAUGAGAUGGGUUUAGGUAAAACUAUUUCAGCUCUAUCAUUAGUACUGAUGAGACCAAAGGACGAACAUACUACCAGUCAGUCACUGUUUCACCAAGAGAGUUCUAAUUUAUCAAGUGAUGAUGUAAUAGAAAUCAAAGAACCGGAAAGAUCAUAUGCUUACAAAACAACGCUAAUCAUUGUGCCGAUGUCAUUAUUAACCCAGUGGCGUGAUGAGUUUGACAAAGUCAAUAAUAAUGCUGGAUUAACGUGUGAGUUAUAUUAUGGAGGUAAUGUGAGUAGUCUCAAAAGCUUACUGAUCAAAAGAAAGAACCCACCAACUGUUGUUCUAACUACUUAUGGUAUUGUUCAGAAUGAAUGGACAAAGUUAAGUAAAGAUGGAACAAAUAUCAGGUCUCUGGGACGAACUUCUGGUAUUUUUUCUAUCGAGUUUUUUAGGAUAAUUCUAGAUGAGGGCCAUACUAUAAGAAAUAAAUCUACAAUUACUUCUAAAGCGGUAUUAGAACUAUCUUCAAAAUAUAGAUGGAUACUGACUGGUACCCCAAUUAUCAAUAGACUGGAUGAUUUAUAUUCUUUGGUAAAAUUUUUGAAGUUAGAACCUUGGUCUCAGAUCGGUUAUUGGAAACAAUUCAUUACAAAUCCUUUCGAGGAACGAAAUUUUAAGCAAGCAUUUGAUGUUGUUAAUGCUAUUAUGGAACCCGUAUUACUAAGAAGAACAAAGCAGAUGAAAGAUACUGAUGGAAAUCCUCUUGUUCAGCUACCUCCAAAGGAAAUUGUUAUUGAGAAAUUACAAUUAUCUAAGAAACAGAAAUUAAUAUAUGAAGAGUUUUUGCAAAGGGCAGAGAAAACAUUCAGAUCAGGUCUACAAUCAGGUGAUCUCUUGAAAAAAUAUUCAACUAUCCUGGUUCAUAUAUUAAGACUUCGCCAAGUUUGUUGUGAUUCAAAUCUAAUUGGAACCUUAGAUGAAAAUGAUGAAGAUUUGUCUUCAGGUAAUAACAAGCUAAUAACUGAAUCAGUUGAUGUAAAAACCCUAAUACCAGAUACAGAGGAGGAGGAAGAUGAGGUACCUCCAUUUGAAAAUGACGAACUUGACAAAUUGAUUGAAUCUGUAGAGGCAAAAUUUAUUGAUUCAAACCAACUGAUACCUGUUGAGUGUUCUAUAUGUACAGCGGAACCUAUUGAGAGCUCGUCUGCGGUUGUUACAGAAUGUGAGCAUGUUUUUUGUAAGGAGUGUCUGGAGGAAUAUGGUAACUUCCAAAAAGAGAAAAGCUUGCAACAAAAGUGUCCUAACUGUAGGAGGGACAUCAAUUUAAAUAGAUGCCUAGCCUUUGAAAAAGGCUCUGAUGGAAUUCUAAAGCUGAUCCAUUUUGACCGUAAGGAACGGCCUGCGAAGCUUAAUGCCUUAAUAAGGCACUUACAACAGCUACAAGAUAGUUCUGCCGGUGAGCAAGUAGUAGUAUUUUCACAAUUCUCCUCAUAUUUAGAUAUAUUGGAGUCACAACUAAACGAGGUCUAUUCAUCAAAUAAGUUGAAAGUUUACAAAUUUGAUGGUCGCCUGUCCUUAAAAGAGCGUACUGCGGUGCUAGAAGAUUUCAAAGUCAAAGAUUAUGCAGUACAGAAGGUUUUGCUUCUAUCAUUAAAAGCUGGUGGUGUUGGGUUGAACUUGACCUGUGCGUCUUAUGCAUUUAUGAUGGACCCGUGGUGGUCGCCCAGUAUGGAGGAUCAAGCAAUCGAUAGAAUUCAUAGGAUAGGGCAGACUAACAGUGUGAAAGUCAUCAGAUUUGUAAUAGAUGGCUCUAUUGAAGAAAAAAUGUUAAGGAUCCAGGACCGUAAAAGAACGCUAGGUGAAGCCAUGGAUACUGAUGAGGAUGAGAGACGUAAACGUCGCAUAGAAGAAAUUCAAAUGCUAUUUGAAUCUUAA